AUGGGAUUCAAUGUUACUUCACUGCUCGUGGAUUCAUUUGUAGAUCAGCUUCGGAAGGGAUACGAAAAAACGUAUGGACAUUCAAAUGAACACUAUAAGGAAAUUAUCUGUUGGGCAGCUGGAAUGGCUUUGGACAUCAUUGCCAAUUCAGAUGCGUUGUAUCAUAAUGUGAAACAUACCAUUCAUGUCACAUUGGUUGGACAAGAGAUUUUAAGAGGAAAACAUAUUCGUGAAGGAGGUGUUACUAGCGAGGAUUGGCUCCAUUGUAUUAUUUCCUUGUUGUGUCAUGAUAUUGGAUAUGUUAAGGGUGUUUGUAGACGUGAUGACAGAGAGACUGGAGUCUAUGCUACUGGUCGUGGUGACGAGGUUGUGCAUAUCGAUGAAAAUGCAACCGAUGCAAGUUUAACACCUUAUCAUGUCGAUCGUGGAAAAUUAUUUAUUGCAGAACGCUUUAGCAAUCAUAGCAUUAUCAAUGUUGAGAAAAUUCAGAAGAACAUUGAAUUGACUCGUUUUCCUGUCCCACAUGGAGAGGAUCACAAGGAUACUAAGGGCUAUCCAGGAAUUGUAAGAGCUGCUGAUUUAACAGGACAAAUGUGUGAUCCUCGUUACUUGCAAAAGAUCGCAGCGCUUUAUUACGAAUUUGUUGAAACAGGGACAGCACAGAAACUUGGAUAUUCAAGCCCAGGUGCUCUUAAAAAGAACUAUCCCAAGUUUUAUUGGAAGUCUGUAUAUCCAUAUAUUAAGCAUAGUCUUGCGUAUUUGAACACUACACAAGAAGGCAAGAGUUAUGUUUCAGGUCUCUAUUCCAAUGUAUUCUCUUUAGAGCACAUUGUUGAGCCAACGCCUGAAGAAGAUGAUUCCGCUGCACUUGAGGAAUGA
Naegleria fowleri is the source of this 879-nucleotide messenger RNA. RefSeq lists its product as uncharacterized. The transcript has 8 exons. Lineage: Eukaryota; Heterolobosea; Eutetramitea; Acrasida; Naegleriidae. The record is from RefSeq and is a predicted model, not a curated record. Bases 1 to 879 code for a protein of 292 amino acids.